Molecule: messenger RNA, 3300 nt
Organism: Callithrix jacchus (white-tufted-ear marmoset)
Lineage: Eukaryota; Metazoa; Chordata; Mammalia; Primates; Cebidae
Gene: PARPBP
Product: PARP1 binding protein
Biological process (GO): negative regulation of double-strand break repair via homologous recombination
Cellular component (GO): chromatin
Source: RefSeq, a predicted model, not a curated record
CCCGCUCGAUACGCACCGCAGAGCGCCUGGAAGCGACCAGAGGCAAGCUGGUCUUCGAUGCGGGCUGCCGCGACGCGCGCUGGCUUUGCUUCCGGGUCGGAGGGCGAGCGCAGCGAUUGGCUUCCGAGGUCUCCCGCGAGGUUUGAAAUGUACUCGUCUGCGGCUACGGCGGCGGCUGCACCUGAGGGGCGGUCCUUGGGGGAUCUUUCUGCACACACUAGCUUGCGCCUUCGGGUCUUCCUGUAACCAGCCUGCCAUUAAGAAUGCUGGCAUAUUUAUUGUCUCAUUGACUCACAACGGACUGGAAGAUAAUGGCUGUGCUUAAUCAGAAGUCUGUCUUGGAUAUGAUUAAAGAGUUUCGAAAGAAUUGGCAUGCUCUUUGUAACUCUGAGAGAACUACUGUAUGUGGUGCAGACUCCAUGCUGUUGGCAUUGCAGCUUUCCAUGGCGGAGAACAACAAGCAGCACAAUGGAGAAUUUACAGUCUCUCUCAGUGAUGUUUUAUUGACCUGGAAAUACUUACUCCAUGAGAAAUUGAACUUACCAGUUGAAAAUAUGGAUGUGAUUGACCAUUAUGAGGACAUUAGGAAGAUUUAUGAUGAUUUGUUGAAGAAUAGUAAUAUGUUAGAUCUGAUUGAUGUUUAUAAAAAAUGUAGGACUCUGACUUCUAAUUGUGAAAAUAAUAACAGAAUAUCCCCUACUCAACUACUGGAUUUUCUGUCUGGCACACAGUAUGCAGUAGGUGGUGAAACCGAUCUUUAUAUACCAAUAUCACCAACGAGUAAAUAUACCCAGGAUAAUGAAAAGGUGCAAUGGCUAGCAAGGAAAAUUAUCUUUUCGUAUUUAAACCUGCUAGUGAAUUCAAAGAAUGACCUGGCUGUGGCUCAUAUUCUCAAUAUUCCUGAUAGAGGACUAGGAAGAGAAGCCUUCACUGAUUUGAAACAUGCUGCUCGAGAGAAACAAAUGUCUAUCUUUUUGGUGGCCACAUCAUUUAUUAGAACAAUAGAGCUUGGAGGGAAAGGAUAUGCACCACCACCGUCAGAUCCUUUAAGGACACAUGUAAAGGGAUUGUCUAACUUUAUUAGUUUCAUUGACAAAUUAGAUGAGAUUCUUGGAGAAAUACCAAACCCAAGCCUUGCAGGGAGUCAAAUAUUAUCAGUGAUAAAGAUGCAGCUGAUUAAAGGCCAGAACAGCAGGGAUCCUUUUUACAAAGCAAUAGAGGAAGUUGCUCAGGAUUUGGAUUUCAGGAUUAAAAAUAUUAUCAAUUCUCAAGAAGGUGUUAUAGCUGUUAGCACUACUGACAUCAGUCCUGCUCGGCCAAAAUCUCAUGCCAUAAACCAUGGCACUGCAUACUGUGGCAGAGAUACUGUGAAAACCUUACUAGUUCUUUUGGAUGAAGAAGCAGCUAGUGCUCCUACCAAAAACAAAGCAGAGCUUUUAUAUGAUGAGGAAAACACCAUUCAUCCUAAUAGAAUUUCUGUUCUUACACUUUUUAGGUCUCCCACACGAGUGAAUAAUUCAAUGAAACCCCUAAGAGAGCGCAUCUGUAAGUCAAUGCAAGAGAAAAAAAUUAAGAUGAAGCAAACCUUAAUUAGAUCCCAAUUUGCUUGUACUUAUAAAGAUGACAACAUGAUUAGCAAGGAUAAUUGGAAGAAUAUUAAUGUAGCAUCAAAGCCUUUGUGUGUUCUUCAGAUGGAAAAUAACCUUUCUGAGGGCAUAAAUUCAUCCAUUGGAAGAUCAACAAUUGGAAUGAGUUUUGGAAAUGUUCAUCUGGACAGAAGUAAAAAUGAAAAAGUGUCAGGAAAAUCAAGUAGUCAGACAGGAAAUAAAAGCUCAAAAAGGAAACAGGUGGCUUUGGAUGGUGAAAAUAUUCUCUGUGAUAAUGGAAAUGAACCACCUCAACAUAAAAGUGUUAAAAUGCCUAAGAAAUCAAAUGAUUCACAGAAUAAAUUGUAUGGCAAACUAGCUAAAGUAGCAAAAAGCAAUAAAUGUACUGCCAAGAACAAGUUGAUUCCUGGCCAGACAAAGUUAACUCAGUUUUUUAGACUAUAAGUUUGUGUAUUAUAUGCUUUAGGUUUAUGCAUAUAUAAAGCCAUUCACCAAAGACAUUCUUAAUUUUUAAGAGAUCAAGGUGUAAAUUAUGAUGCUUUAUUAUAUUGGUCUAGAGUGUAUGUAAGGUUAGUAUGUUAAGCAUUGUUCAAAAAUACUAAUAAGUCAUAAUUAUGCAGAAUUUUCACAAAGUUUAAUGCACAGAAAAAGCAUAUCAUUUCGGUUACUGAUAUAUCUUAACACUACUUUCUUUUAAAUCAGACAUUUAACAUAAGACACAAGUUAUAGUAGCAUUACAGGCUUCUCUUCCCAUUGGCAAUUAAAUGCUUCUAUUUUCUUCUGAAAAGAUGAUGUGGACCAACAGGUAUCAGAUUUGCCAACAAGGUCGGUAGACUCUUCCCAGCAUACAUCUGAGCACUGAAGAAAGAAGAAAGUUUAAAUUGUUAAAAGGAUUAUAAUUAUCACACAAAAUUUAUUAAGAAAAAAAAGAAUGGAUCUAGUACAACUAAUUCUGAGUAAACCAAACUGUUAAUAACUAAUUAAAUGCUUUUUAAUCCCACAUUUUUGGCAGGUGUAAUCGAGCCACGGUCUUACUUGAUUUUGUUAUGAUUGCAUCCAAAUUCGCUUAAACUCAGAGUUCUGUUUAAUGGUGGAAGGAUGUAAGAAUUGAAUUUUGAAAAGACUACUCACUGUCAAAAUCUCUCCUUCCUAUAGGAAAUUUAGCUGAGUUUUCUUCAUCCCCAAUUUCUCUCUUUUCUUGUGUUGAUUCAGUAUUCUGAACUCCAUUCUCAGCUGGAAAAGCUACAGAUCCUUUUAGUGCAAGAUAAGGUUUUAUAGCCAGAUUCAGUGGCAGACCAUGAUUUAAGAAAUUAUGUUUGGAGCCUGUGUUCUGUAAAGAGAAGGUUGAUUUGUUUUUUAGCUAUUAUAUUUGGAGUGGAACUAUAAUACAAAUGUAGAAUAUUCUUGUUGAUCAAUUCAAAGAUGCUCUGUACUGUUUUUGACUCUUUAAAAAAACCUUAUAUGCAAAUUUAUAGGAGAAAAAAUACCCUUUUAGAUAAGAGGUUCUCCAGGAUGGAAGAACUACCUGGCAUAUAAGAAAUAUUGGCAGUUAUCCUAAUACAUAUUGUGACUGUUUACAUAUAUUUCUGUUUAUAAAUGUAUCAGUUUUUUUAUAAAAGUAUCAAUUUUCAGAGGAUUUGUAAGAAUCAUUUAAAUUUUCAUUGAAAUAAAUGACAAGUCACAGUGCCACUUA